AUGGCAGCGACGACUACAGAUCAAGAUUCCCUGAAGGACGCCAAAAUGUCAGCGUCCGAGGUCAAAGUGGACGUGCUCCAGGCCACGACACAGUCCUGGAGCGACGCCGACGAGAAGAAACUGGUCCGCAAAAUGGACCUGAGGAUCUUCCCCAUCAUGAUCAUCCUGUUUAUUCUCAACUUCAUCGACCGCAACAAUUUCGCCAACGCUCGCCUCAAGGGUCUGGAGGAGGACUUGAACCUGACCGAUGUUCAAUAUCAGACCUGUAUCUCCAUCCUGCUGGUGGGAUACGUCGCCAUGCAAAUUCCAUCAAAUAUGUUUUUGACUGUCAUCCCACGGCCGAGCUGGUACCUCUGCGCUUGUGUUGCCACCUGGGGCUUGAUCUCUGCCGCGACUGGCGCGAUUCAGAAUGCUACAGGGGCGAUUUUGUGCCGCUUCUUCCUUGGUUGUGUCGAGGCUAGUUUCUUUCCUGGUUCACUCUACUUCCUGAGUCGCUGGUACACCCGUUCGGAGAUGCAGCUGCGCGUCACCAUCCUCAAUGCCGGAAACCUGUCGGCACAAGCUUUCGGUGGUUUGAUUGCUGCCGGAAUCCUCAGUGGCAUGGAGGGAGAUCUGGGGCUGAGAUCCUGGCGUUGGCUCUUCAUAGUGGAGGGAGCGGUAACCAUUGCAUUUGCGGCGAUUGCCGUCUUCAUCCUUCCCGACUAUCCAGCAACCACCUCCUGGCUAUCUGUUGAGGAGAAGCAGAUUGCACAGGGACGAUUGGCCCUCGACGCUGGCCUUGCUGCCGAUGACUUUACCGGCGAGGACAUCUCGGCAUUCACAGGACUGAAGAUGGCGGUGAAGGACCCAAAGACCUGGCUUCUUGGUCUCACUUACCAUGCGACCAUCAUGGGGUUGAGCUUCGUUUUCUUCUUCCCCACCAUCACCCAGGCUUUGGGCUACAACACCACGAGCACCUUACUGCUCACGGCACCGCCCUGGAUCUGGGCAAUGCUCGUGUCACUCCCCAACGCCUGGCACGCCGACCGCACGGGCGAGCGCUUCCUGCACUACCUAGGUCCUGCCCUCACCUGCAUCACUGGCUACAUCAUCUCCGCCACGACCACGACCACCGCCCCCCGUUACGUCGCCAUGUUCAUGAUGACAACGGGCUUCGCGUCCGGCUUCGUCAUCCUCGCGUGGAUCUCCAACACCAUCCCGCAGCCAGCGGCCAAGAAGGCCGCCGCCAUCGCCAUCGUGAACUCCAUGGGCAAUAUCGGCAGUAUUCCUGGCUCGUAUAUCUGGCCCAGGAGCUAUGGCCCGCUAUACGUCAAAAGCUUUGGGGCGGAGAUUGCCAUUUUGGGCUUCGCGUGUUGUAUGGCGCUCGUGCUGAGGUUUUACCUGAAGAGAGAGAACCAGAAGCUGGAUCGUGAGGAAGGGAGAGUGGGUAUUGGUGCCGAUGGCAAGGCUGUCGAAGUUGAGGCCGCUGCUGGGACGGGCCAGAAGGGGUUCAGGUACCUUUAUUGA
Cyphellophora europaea CBS 101466 is the source of this 1506-nucleotide messenger RNA. RefSeq lists its product as uncharacterized. The record is from RefSeq and is a predicted model, not a curated record. Lineage: Eukaryota; Fungi; Ascomycota; Eurotiomycetes; Chaetothyriales; Cyphellophoraceae. Gene Ontology annotation, molecular function: transmembrane transporter activity. Gene Ontology annotation, biological process: transmembrane transport. The coding region runs from base 1 to 1506 and encodes 501 amino acids. Gene Ontology annotation, cellular component: membrane. The transcript has 3 exons.